AUGGCACGAGGAGAUGCCCCACAUCGCGAGGAGCUUGCAUCUCACAGCGAUGAGGAGGACUUCAUCAGUCGGCCGAGACAGGAAACCAAGAGGACAGAUUACGGAUUAAAGGGCAUAAAGAUCAAAAUUCCCUCAUUCCAGGGCAAGUCUAGCCCAAAGGCUUACCUAGAAUGGGAGCAGUGUAUCGAGAUGGUGUUCGAGUGCCAGAACUACACCGACGAGCAAAAGGUCAAACUGGCAACCCUCGAGUUCACCGACUAUGCCAUAGUCUGGUGGGAGCAGGAGCGCACUAGGAGGCGCCGCAAAAGAGAAAGGCCUAUUAGUACAUGGGAGGGGCUGCGAACCACCAUGAGAAAACAGUUCGUACCCGGCCAUUACUACCGAGACCUAUACCAAAGGCUCCAGACUUUAGUUCAAGGAAAUCGCAGUGUGAAGGACUACUAUAAGGAGAUGGAGAUCACCAUACUCCGAGCAGAUAUUGUGGAAGAUAGAGAUGCUACCAUGGCGAGAUUUCUCAACGGGUUAAGGCCUGAAAUCGCCGAAUUGGUAGAGUUGCAGAACUAUGUGGACAUGCCCGAGUUGAUUGAUAAGACAUCAAAGAUUGAGAGGAGGCUUAAGAGGAGGGAUAACCCCCGCACUCCUAGCUUCUCCGCCACGCCUCUUGGGAGUGGCAAUUCGACUUCUGAGCGGGAACAGCCCAGUGCAGGAUUUGGGCACAUUACUUCCCAGUGUCCCAAUAGGCGUACCAUGAUUGUCCUGCUGAGUGGAGACGUCGUCUCUGAGAAUGAGGACGAGUAUGCCGAGAUGCCAUCAUUAACUGACGAAGGUGGAUAUUCAGAAGUAGAAGUUGAGGCCAUUAGUGAACAAGUGGGCAUUGCAUUAGUAGCCCGCAAAGCUCUUGCAAUGCAAAUCAAGAGGAUGGAUGAGGCCCAACGAGACAACAUUUUCUAUACCCGGUGUCACGUCAAGGGAAGGGUGUGUAGCCUCAUCAUUGAUGCAGAAAAUUGUGCCAGCGUGGCGAGUACUCUCAUGGUUGAUCAUCUAUCAUUGCCAACGUUGAGACAUCCCAGUCCGUACCGUUUGCAAUGGCUCAAUGAAAGUGGCGAUAUCAAAGUCACCAAGCAAGUGGUGGUACCUUUCCGGAUCGGGAAAUAUAAGGACGAAGUCCUUUGCUACGUCAUCCCCAUGCAGGCUUCUCACAUCUUGUUGGGACGGCCAUGGCAGUAUGACAAGAAAACUACCCAUGAUGGGUUCCCCAACAAAUAUUCCUUCUUGUACAACAAGAAGAUGACACUUGUCCCUCUUACACCUCAGUAG
Molecule: messenger RNA, 1317 nt
Organism: Coffea arabica (coffee)
Lineage: Eukaryota; Viridiplantae; Streptophyta; Magnoliopsida; Gentianales; Rubiaceae
Source: RefSeq, a predicted model, not a curated record